Messenger RNA from Vitrella brassicaformis, 1726 nucleotides. NCBI's taxonomy places the organism in Eukaryota, Vitrellaceae. The record is from the annotation of a GenBank genome assembly.
CAUAUCAGGACCCGAAGACCUCAGCGCUUUCAUAGAAGCGCAAAGCUGCUCCCUCUGAUGCGCUGCAUCCUCCGCCUGAUGACGACAUCGAUGCACUAGAACGACCCCUCUUGGUGUGUCACGGAGACGCCUCGCUGCGGCUGCAAAUGCCUCCACGCUCCAACACACUUCCACAUGUUUGAGGCCUUCCCCGUGCCCGAGAGCAUCAUAGAGCUCUGCAGCCCCGUGAGUCAACAGGACCGCCAUACUUUCCAAAGCCGUUGUCACUGCCUCGCGGCUGAUGGGAUCCUCCAACGGGGCCCAGCCCUCUUCACACAGAGUUGUGCGAGCCAAGAAAGGUCCGCCAGCCUUUGACCUGGCUUCUUUGACCUCCAAACAGGAGAAGAAGGGCGUGCGGGGGAUGACGCGGAAGUAGGUCUCGAGACGAAUGGGCUGGCAGCAGAUGACGUCGAUGGUUGCGAUGUGCCCCUGGACGGCCCAGAGGCUCCGCAGGCCGAUGUCAUUGGUGACGCCAACGAAACCCAUCUUCUCGAGCUGAUGCUGAUUGACCAGCUGUGCCGCCUUGCCUUGCUCUGUCCGGGCGCCCCACUGGAUGCUGGACCCCGCGAGGCCCUGGGAUCGUCGGUAUGUCACCAGAGCGUCGAGGCAGACGUUUGCUGCUGCAUGGUUCGAUCGGCCGGAGUUGCCCAGCAGGCCAGCAAUGGACGAGAAGACCAGGAAGGUGUCGGCCUGGACGCGGCUCUCAAUGAGUAGGUCGUGGAAGGCCCAGGCGCCCUGAACUUUGGGGCCGUAGACAUCUGCUAUGGUCUCGAGCGUCUGACUGCCGAUGGUUGCGUCACUCAGUGUGCCAGCAGCAUGAAGGAUCGCCUUGGGCACCAGCCCCUCCCCUUGGACUUGCGUGAGCAGGGCGCGGCAGUCCUCGAUGGAGCUCAGGUCACACUUGGCUGCACGCAAAGUGAUGCACGACCCCUCCGUCGCUUCGGCUCUCUGCAUGAUGGUCUCGAGCCGCUGCCAUUCUUUGCUCUCCUGCAUCUCCUGAGUUGGUUGGCCUCGUCGCGAUGCAAGAAUGAUGCUCUUGGCCCCGUGCUCAAUCAGCCAUGCAGCCACCACGAGACCAAGGCCGCCAAGACCGCCAGUGAUCACGUACGCAUAAGGGCAGCUCCGUGCACGCUUCUGCGUCGCUCGUGCCUCGAUCACCUCGAGCCCCAGAGCAGAGGGCACGGUGAGCACAAUCUUGCCGAUGUGAAGCGCUGGCUGCAUGAAGGUGAAGGCUGCUGAGACCCCUUCGUUCUCGUCGCUGAGAUCGAAGGCGUGAAUGGGGGGAGGGGUGAGCUGGUCCGUCGCGAUCAUGCAGUUGAUGCGGUUCAGCAUGCCGCGGAACCACACAGGGUCGUCACGAAUCAUGACGUCGAGAGCAACGGCUUCAUAGUUGACGUCGGUGCGCUCUUGAGCCAUCUUCUCCCGGCUCCAGAUGCCUCGCUUGCCGAUCUCGACGAACCAUCCACCGGGACGCAGCAGCGCCAAAGAGAAGCCGAUGAAGUGACCGCUGAGGCAGUUCAAGACGAUAUCCAGCCGAUCUUCGUUUCCCAGGAACGAUCGCAUGUCCAACUGGAAGCGAUGCGGGUCUCUUGAGCUUGUGGUGUACUGGACGCCUAGAUGUCGCAGGAGGGUCCUCUUGCGGUCGCUGCCUGCCGUCGCGUAGACGAUGGCUCCUGCCCUGAUGCAG